Molecule: messenger RNA, 1044 nt
Organism: Thlaspi arvense
Lineage: Eukaryota; Viridiplantae; Streptophyta; Magnoliopsida; Brassicales; Brassicaceae
Source: the annotation of a GenBank genome assembly
AUGGCGAUAGAGAAGCACGAGUCGCAGAUCGCACUCGCCAAGAAACGUUCGAGUCAUACCGAUGACGAACUCGGAUUCCUCGUUCCUCAGCAAUUAAACUCCUUGGGAUCGUCUUUUACUGAUGCAAUUGUCAUCAUCGACGACGAUGGCGAGGAGAAGGAAACCCUAGAGCCGAAGAAGAAGAAGCGGAGAUUAGGGUCUUGGUGGGACGACGUUGAAGCCUUCAACGAACUAAGUUGCGUGGUCAAAGGGUUAUCGAAGGCGAAGGAGAAUGACGCUUCAUCAAGUGUGGAUUCGUGCUUUACUUCUUCUACCGUUCUUCAAGAUACCACCAAUACGAAGAAGAAAGAAGAUGAGAGAUCAUCAUUAUCAAGUCAUCAUCAUGAUAAUUUCAUUGAUUUGUGCGAGGACGACGAGAAUAAAGAAAAUCAAGAUUCGUGCUUUUCUUCUUCUACUGUUCUUCAAGAAACCUAUACGAAGAAGAAAGACGAUGAGAGAUCAUCAUUACCAAGUCAUCAUCAUGAAAAUUUCAUUGAUUUGUGCGAGAAAGACGAGGGUAAAGAAAUUCAAGAUUCGUGCUUUUCUUCUUCUACCGUUCUUCAGGAAACCAAUACGAAGAAGAAAGACGAUGAGAGAUCAUCAUUAUGCGAGGAAGACGAGAGUAAAGAAAACCAAGAUCGGGUUGGAUAUGGACACGUGUCAAUUGAGGAGUUUGGUGUUACGGUGGAAGAUCUCAAGAGUAUGCCAUGGGAAGCGUUUGAUCCCACUUGGGAGAUUAGGUCAGAGAUCAUGGAUCCAUGGCUUGGCGGCCACGUCAGAGACAUAAUGGAUUCAAGCUUUUCUACUUCUACUACUGAUCUUCACCGCGAGACGAAGACGAAGAAAGAGGAGGAUGAUGAGAGACCAUUACCAUCAAGUCAUCAAGAUAAUUUCAUUGAUUUGAGCGAUGACGAGAAUGUCGGUGAUGAGAGUAAUGGACACGUGUCCCUUGAGGAGUUGGGUGUUACGGUGGAAGAUCUCAAGAGUAUGCCAUGGGACGUUUGA